This is a messenger RNA of Neopsephotus bourkii (Bourke's parrot), 1919 nucleotides long. Its product is annotated as probable G-protein coupled receptor. Bases 626 to 1867 code for a protein of 413 amino acids. Gene Ontology annotation, cellular component: signaling receptor complex; endosome; plasma membrane. The record is from RefSeq and is a predicted model, not a curated record. NCBI's taxonomy places the organism in Eukaryota, Metazoa, Chordata, Aves, Psittaciformes, Psittacidae. Gene Ontology annotation, biological process: G protein-coupled receptor signaling pathway. The transcript has 2 exons. Gene Ontology annotation, molecular function: G protein-coupled receptor activity.
CAUCCUUAUGUGUGCCCUGUAAAUAUAUGUCUGGGUCCAUGGGGUGCAAGGGAAGGGGCACUGCUCUCUGCAUUACUUAAGUGCACCAUGGAUGCUCCAAAGCAUCCCUGUGCUUGGGGGGGGAGACCUGCAGACCUGCCCGUAGAUCCGUGCCUUGAGCCCUGAGCACCUUGAGGCUGAGCUGUCCUUGUGGAAGGACCAGGCCAAGGGUGACCGUGCUGAUGGAACACAAGGCUCGGGGACCCUGGUCCCCCCUUGCUGAGCCCCCGCUGGCUGUUAGGAGGCAGCAGCUGCCUGUGGGACUGCCACAAUGCAGGCAGUGCCGGGAGUGACAGCUGGUGCCAUCCGCAGCUGGCGGGAUGCAGGGAUGCAAACAGUGUGAGGAGCGGGUGACGGUGUGGGAAGGGGGAGCGUGGCCUCACACAGAGCCAGUGGCCCCAUUCCGCUGUGGGAGCUGCACCCUGAGAGAGACCCUGGGCGAGGAGGAGACGUCACCGACCUCCACGGGAACAGAGGCAAGGAGAAGACGGUGGCCAUGGUUGUGGUGGGGUUUCUCUCUAACGGAUGCAAGAAAUGAGCCCUUGCUGCCCAGGCACCAGAGCUGCCGGCUUAGCCCUCAGUGGGGAUGGCAAGCCAAACGGGGCUGAACAGCACGGACAGCCUAAAGCCGCUCCCUGUCCCCGAGCAGUCCGUAGCCCAGGAGGUGGUGGGCCUCCUCUGCAUGGUCCUGCUCACCCUCACCGCCCUGGUGGCCAACACCGUGGUGAUGGUUGUCAUUCUCAGAACCCCGCUUCUCAGGAAGUUCAUCUUUGUCGGCCACCUCUGCAUGGUUGACCUCCUCUCUGCCAUUUUCCUCAUGCCUGUGGGCAUCAUCUCCAGCUCCUCCUGCUUCAGCAGGGUGAUCUACAGCAUCGCUGAGUGCCAGGGCUUGAUAUUCCUGAAUGUCUGCUUCAUCAGUGCCUCCAUCCUCACCAUUGCCAUCAUCAGCGUGGAGCGGUACUACUACAUCGUGCACCCCAUGAGGUACGAGGUCAAGAUGACCAUCAGGCUGGCGGUGGCAGGAGUGAUCAUCAUUUGGGUCAAGUCUGUUCUCGUCACCGUCUUGGCACUAGUAGACUGGCCUCAAGGCAACGGGGCCACCAGUGCCAGCCGCUGCACGGUUUACUGGAGCCCUGGGGCCCACAAGAAGGCUUUCCUGAUCAUCUUCAGCAUUGCCUGCUUUGUCCUGCCCACCAUCAUCAUCAUCGCUGUCUAUAGCAGCGUCUACCGUGUGGCCCGCACGGCAUCCCAGCAGCCCGCCCCUGCGCCGGCACAGGCGGUAGCACCAAGACACCGCUCUGACUCCAUUGCCAGCCUGGUGGCCGUCAUCAUCACCAGGAACCUGACGGUGCCCAGGCUGGCGCCAGAGCGCUUUUUGGGAGGCAACAAGGCCGUCCUCACCUUGCUCCUCAUCGUGGGGCAGUUCUUGUGCUGCUGGCUGCCCUUUUUUGCCUUCCACCUGCACUCCUCCAUGGCCGCUGGCACGGAGGCUGGUGGCCACGCGGAGAUGGUGGUCACCUGGAUCGCCUACUCCUCCUUUGCCAUCAACCCCUUCUUCUACGGGUUGCUGAACCGGCAGAUCCGGGAGGAGCUGGCGCGGCUCCGGCGCAGCUGCUUCAGGCAGCCCCUGGGCCAGGAGCUCUGCCUUUCCAUCUCGGAGCCUUCUGUCCAGGAGAACCUCUUGCAGUUCCUCCAGAGAGCAACUUGCACCCUGGAGACCCAUGCGAGCUGCAUCAGCCCCGGCCCCGGCCCCAGCCCCAGGGAUAGGCUGGACCAGAGCAACGUGAGCUUCCCCAUCCCAGGUCAGGCUCCUGAAGAGAGCAGCUGAGCAGCAGGAGGCCCUGUCCCACUGUGCUGGGCAGGAGGAUGGGCAGGGAACC